Molecule: messenger RNA, 279 nt
Organism: Linnemannia hyalina
Lineage: Eukaryota; Fungi; Mortierellomycota; Mortierellomycetes; Mortierellales; Mortierellaceae
Source: the annotation of a GenBank genome assembly
AUGAUCGUCCACCAACAAGUUCUUGCAAUUGUCUGGAUGGAUAACGCACCGGUCACCAUGCUCAGCACCGUCCAUAAUAUCAGCCACGACGACGACUUUGUUGAGCGUAUUCAACGCUGCCCGCGUGGUACCAGCGCCAACGCCAAGAAUGUCCGAGCGGUAUUCCACGGCAACAAUACAGCAACACUAAAAAUUCCCAAACUGAUCGACGACUCCAACUACAACACGAAUGGCGUCGACGUCUGCGACCAGUUAAGAUCGUAUUACAGCACCAAUUGA